This is a messenger RNA of Vicia villosa (hairy vetch), 1996 nucleotides long. RefSeq names its product polygalacturonase 1 beta-like protein 3. The record is from RefSeq and is a predicted model, not a curated record. Bases 85 to 1854 code for a protein of 589 amino acids. Lineage: Eukaryota; Viridiplantae; Streptophyta; Magnoliopsida; Fabales; Fabaceae. The transcript has 3 exons.
UCUCUACAUUAUAUAAAGGCUGCAUGUGUCUUUAUUUUUCAUUCCAUCCUUUCUUUUAUAGAAUUUCACAGUCACUGAUCCAAUAUGGAGUUUCAUUUCUUUCGCAUUAUUACCUUUCUCAUGCUUCUGCUAGUGGCAACUAAUGCUGCAAGAUUACCACCUCAACGUUACUGGAAGUCCGUAAUCCCCAACUCUCCAAUGCCAAAAGCCAUCACUAAUCUCCUACUUCCUAGUGAGACUGAUGUAAGUUCUAAAGAAUUAUCUAAUUGGUUUCGAUACGAUCAUACUGGGGUUGAUGUAAAUUCUAAAAAAUUACCUAAUUGGUUUCGAUACGAUCGUGCUGCAAGUGGGUCUGAUGUAAAUUCUGAAGAAUUACCUAAUUGGUUUCGAUACGAUCAUGCUGUAAGUGGGGCUGAUGUAAGUUCUGAAGAAUUACCUAAUUGGUUUCGAUACGAUCAUGCUGUAAGUGGGGCUGAUGUAAGUUCUGAAGAAUUACCUAAUUGGUUUCGAUACAAUCAUGCUGCAAGUGAGCCUGAUGUAAAUUCUGAAGAAUUAUCUAAUGUGUUCAAAUACGAUCAUGCUGCAAGUGAGCCUGAUGUAAGUUUCAAAAAAUUUCCUAAUGUGUUCAAAUACGAUCAUGCUGCAAGAAAGCCUGAUGUUAGUUUCAAAAAAUUACCUAAUGUGUUCAAAUAUGAUCAUGCUGCAAGUGAGCCUGAUGUAAGUUUUAGAAAAUUACCUAAUGUGUUCAAAUACGAUCAUGUUGCAAGUGAGCAUGAUGUAAGUUCCAGAUAUUUUCCUAAUGUGUUCAAAUACGAUCAUGCUGCAAGUGAGUCUGAUGUAAGUUCCAAAUAUUUUUCUAAUGUGUUCAAAUAUGAUCAUGCUGCAAGUGAGCCUGAAGUAAAUUUUAGAGAAUCACCUAAUGGAUUCAGUUACCAUCAUGCUGCAAGUGAGCCUGGUCUAAAUUCUAGAGAAUCACUUAAUGGGUUCUUUUAUCGUAAUGCUGCAAGUGAGCCUAAUGUAAAUUUUAGAAAAUCACCUAAUGGGUUCAGUUACCACCAAGCUGCAAGUGUGCCUGAUGUAAAUUCUGGAGAAACAUCUAUAUUAAGUUACAAUCCUCCUGCAAGUGAGUUUAAUGUAAAUUCUGGAAAAUUAUCUAAUGCAUUUAGUUACGAUCAUUCUGCAAGUGAGAAACCAAAAUCGACAAUCUUCUUCUUUGAAAAGGACUUGCACCAUGGAACAAAAUCAUACAUUCGAUUUGCCAAGACCAAUCCAAAUAAUGAAGCGAAAUUCUUGCCUAGAGAAGUUGCUAGUUCAAUACCAUUUUCAUCAAAAAAGUUGGAAUACAUACUCAACAAACUGAACAUCAAGAAAGGGUCAAAGGGUGCUCGCAUUGUGAACAACACAAUCACUGACUGUGAAGUGGAAAGCAUCAAAGGAGAAGAAAAACUUUGUGUAACAUCAUUGGAGUCCAUGAUUGAUUUCUCUAUUUCUAAAAUUGGGAAAAAUCUUGAGGCUGUUUCAACAGAAAUGUACAAAGAGAGUGACUUUCAACAAUAUAAAGUAAUAACACAAGGAGUGAAGAGGUUGGGGGAGAAGAACAAAGCUGUUGUGUGCCACAAACAGAAUUACCCUUAUGCAGUGUUUUUCUGUCACACAACAGAUACGACUAAAGUUUACUCAGCUCCUUUGAAGGGUGUCGAUGGAAGCAUAGUUAAAGCUAUUGUUGUGUGUCACACUGAUACAUCACAAUGGAAUCCAAAGCACUUUGCAUUUCUAGAACUCAAAGUUAAAGUUGGGAGUGGUCCAAUUUGCCACCUACUACCUCAGGAUCAUGUUGCUUGGAUUUCUAAGUAGAACCACUUUUUUUUCGUUUACACGUUUGGGUGCGAUGUCUUGGCUAUGAUGUAUUAUUACAAGUGUGCUAUUUGUGUUACUUUGAUGUAUUUUCUAUGAUGUAUUACAUGCAUGUUAAAUAAAUAAUGUUUCUUUGAUGUUA